UAUAAAUGAAAGAGAAAGUAAAGAAACAAACUGUCUUUGGGAAGUAUCUCCAUUAUCCUGCGUGUCGUUCAGUAGCAGCUAAAGCAUGUUGUUUCCUCUCAACUGACCGUCUCAAAGAAAACACAGGACGAUAUAAAGAUACAUUAUUAUUACGAUCCGUGUGAAGUUCAUCUGAGGUCACCAGGAGAAGGAACAAACAUGUCCCGCGGUUCAAACCCAGGGUUCGACCGACACAUCACCAUAUUUUCUCCGGAGGGCCGCCUCUACCAAGUCGAGUAUGCCUUCAAAGCCAUCUCCCAGAGUGGGUUGACGUCUGUGGGGAUCCGGGGGAUAGACAGCGCUGUGGUGGUCACACAAAAGAAAAUACCUGACAAGCUGCUGGACUCUUCCACUGUGACCAACAUGUUCAAACUAACCCCUCGCAUUGGCUGUGUGAUGACUGGGCAAGGUGGGGACAGUCGCUCCCAGGUUCACCGGGCCCGAGCGGAAGCUGGAGAAUGGAAAUAUAAGUUUGGUUAUGACAUCAUGGCAGACAUGUUGUGUCGCAGGUUGGCGGAAAUCUCCCAGGUCUACACGCAGAACGCCGAAAUGAGGCCUCUUGGCUGCUGUAUGAUCAUGGUGGCCAUAGACCCCCAGCAGGGCCCUGUCCUGUUUAAGUGUGACCCUGCAGGCUACUACUGUGGCUUCAGAGCCACAUCAGUCGGCGUCAAACAGACGGAGGCCAACAGCUACCUGGAGAAGAAACUGAAGAAAAAGCCAGAACUGACCCACGACAGGGCCGUACAGAUGGCUAUAACAUGUCUGUCCUCCGUCCUGUCCUUGGACUUCAAGGCCAGUGAUCUGGAGAUUGGCGUGGUCACCAAGGAGAAACCUAAGUUCAGGAUGCUGUCGGAGGCAGAGGUUGAAACCCACCUGGUUGCCAUAGCAGAGCGGGAGUAAAGGUGCCCUCACAAACGGUCCGUCAUAGUGUUUCAUUGCUUCAUUUAGCCCAUUUUAGCAGCACUGUUAGCAACAGUCUAAAGACGAAAGUACACACCUGUGUGUCCAGGAAGGUUAAUCAUGCUCACCUGGAGAAGAAACUCUGUUGAUUGAUAUAUGUUUGAUUUUUAAUCUGGGCUUUUUAAAAAACUCAAUGUAGACAAAAAUAAUGCAAUGUUUAAAUACUAGCACAUGAAACCAUCUUUUGUAGACAACACAAGCAACACAUUCCACCCAAAAUACUCUGCAAAGUAUCUGCUUAUUUGAAAUAGAAAAGUGUCUGGAUCCUAGUUGUUUUGUAUGACUUUAGCUGGUUUUGUUUGUGUACAGAAUAUUUGUCACACAGCUUGUUAACUGUAUGUUUUUAACAGCAGCCUUGUUGUCAUCUCCACACUUGCAAUAAAAACAUCAGACUCAUUGUCAACCCCUUUAAAACAAAAGUUAUAAUAAAAUAGAACUGAAAAGAAGACUACAAACACUGUCCUGUUUUUACUUUAAAUCAAAUAUAUUAACUUUUAGCACUAAAAUAGAUAGUUCAGGUUUUUCCCAAAGUUUGACAAAUAUCCCGAUGAAACAAAGUUCCCCUUGUUGAACAGCAGGUGGCGUCAGUGAGGCGGAAACAUUACCUGAGGUUUAAUGGUAGAAGGUCAGUUCUUUCAUCGAUGAGGCGAAGACGGAACUGAAUCCACAAGUUACUCCAACAAACAAUAUUGUGAAUUUGUCGACGAGGACUAAGCAGUGCAGUCACUGAUGAUCACACAGAGAUAAAUAGCAAAUACUCUCGUAGGAAGUGAGAUGAGCAUCACAGAGGCCAAUGUGUCCAGUUAUUUUAGCAGAAAUGAUAGUAACGGUACAAUAGCAACAUAGUUUUGUAUUUUAGAUCGCACUGAAAUGCAUACCGGAUGUCCACAUUGCAUUAAUUCUUCCCACUGUGGGUGAUACUGAGAUACUUCACAUGACCACUAGAUGGCAGUGCUGUGUCUGUAACUCCCUCUUUGAGUAUUUCAGAACAGAAUUCAGUUUAGUUCUGCGUGUACUCUUCUAUUUGGGGAAACCUAUUUUGAAUCUUGUAAACUUCCGAGUCUUCGGUGUUUGCGUGUGUCAGACAGCCAAUCCUGUCAUGACAUGUUGUUACGUGUGCCUCUGUGUGUGUGUGUGUGUGUGUGUGUGUGUGUGUGUGUGUGUGUCCGUCUCUUGAGUUUCCACCAGUGACCCACCAAUCUGUGGAUACGGAUCAAUGUCCUGUUCAAUUACCGAAUGUCACUUGCAAAUGUAAAUGCGGAAGUAUUUCUGGUUGCACACAUAAUCACACAAAAACACUGAUGCAUACAAUAACAGAGAGAACAGCAGUCUGGUUUUAUUUUAUUUAAAGCAGAAGGUGACACUUUGAGGGGAAAAAGCUGUGGAUUUACAGAAUCUGAUUACUUUUACAGGGUUGACACAUGAGAAAUAAACUCUUCUUUACACAUUGACACAAUAUUAUUGCAACAUUCUGUAUUUAACACAAACAAAACCUUUUUUAUUCUCACUUACCUGCGAGGCAUUAUGUGAAGUAGAGGUAUUAUACGGCCUCUCUGUGUAUUUGUGCUCGUGGAGGUAAAUCUGAAAGUUGCUGCACACUGAGUAUCUAAAUGAGAUACGCACGGUAGACAUGGUGCAAUUCUGCAGGCUCCAAAUUCCAGAUAGAUCGUCAUUUUAACAGGAAAGAGCAAUGCUGUAGGACCAUUAACAAUAAAGGACCAAUCUGUCACAAUCACUCACUUCUUGGACAGAGAGGAGUGAUAGUUAAAUAGAGGAUGCUCAGUUUGUUGGCAGACACAAUUAGGAUUUAGGCUGAGAGGCUUGUGUCAGUGAUUCUCAGUGAGAGCAGCAAAAAGCCCGGCUAGUCUCCUUAAAGUCACUAGUGCGAGACGGUCCUCGGUUACAUCGAUAGGCCUCUUAGCUUAAUUCUGUGUCCACUUUGACUCACAAGCCUUUCUUGUGUUGCACUGUAGCUUAACGCCAACGAGAGAUGCAUUACUGUGAAUCAAAUACACGCACAUGUAGUAUUUGUUUUCAGCUUUAUCCACGGAGACAAAGGGACGUUGGUAAAAAGCAAAAACGCCUUAAAAGGCCUUUAAAAAAACCAUGAAAGAGAUUUGGGAAGGAGGUCGGUGUUCUAACUGGUGACGUGGAAGAUGCCCGUCUCAUGUUUGUCUCUUCAUCCUCAUGUCUGGCUCUGCAUGCACAUCAUAACCUAGGAGAACAGAAAAAAAGAGAGAAUCCCCCGUUAGGACCGACAGGAAACACGGAAGAGAGAACCACACAGUUCAGAGUUGUUUUCAUGUAAUCUUCAUGUAAGCCACAGCAAUCAGUGCACCAUGUCAUGAAGUGUAUGGGGGAGGCUUGUACAUGUGUAAAUAGUUUCACUAGCUGGCUCUUAGACGCUUCUUGUCUCUCAUCCACAUUCCCGAACCAACUAACCUCUGCACCUUACAGGGCUGCAGGACUAGUAGUCGUCAGUAGUCCCUGGUUUUCAAAAACGUUGUCUCCUUUUUCGGGAAGAAGUUAAAUAGUCUCACACACACCAGCCACAUUUAUCAUGUGAAGUAAAUGCAAUGGAAACAGGUUGUGGACACAACAUUGACGUAUCGUCAACUUUUAGGUUUUUAUGGUUUAUUUACACGUCCAGCAACAUUAUCGUUGGUUUGGUGUCGCGUGUCCGUCCACCUGAUGUGUUGAAGUCCAAUAUUUGCUCUGUUUUUUGUCUCGAAAUGUCUUGCUUUUGUUGCUACAUGCUCCACUAUAUAGUUCACCAGCUAAUCGCUUACAGUUGCUAACUCUGUCUGUUUGCCAAUUGGUGCUGAGCGGAAAGAGUUCAGUGGGUUUUCACAGCUUUUUAGCAGAAAAUUGCUUCCGAAAUUGACACUUUGAGAGCAACGACAGAGAACCACAACAGUAAGGUUGUGUGCCGGACAGCUACACAGCGAGCUGAAACUCUCUCUGAAGCUCCGUAACGCUGCAGAUUCAGGUGAUAGUUCUCUGUAGGUUUGUCACCUCGGUUAUAGCCGCUUUAAUUUCGACAGUGGCGGUUCUUAUUUUCUGGGUUUUGGCUCCUCACUUUAACACAUUUUCUUAAAUCAAAAUUCUGUCAGUAACAAACUGAUUUUGGUGUUUUUCAACCUUUUCCUGCUCCUCUACCUGCUCUCGCCUCACCUCGACCACCACCCCCACCUGUUCACCUCCUCCUCGCCCCCAAAGUCCUCACACUCCUACUCCUCCCCUUUCGCAUUCUCCAUCCUCUCCGCCAUCACCCCCUUUCCUCCCUCCCCUGAUAGGAAAUGUUGACCCUGUGGCUGGUGUCACCUGGUACCGGGUCUGCCUGCCAAGCUGAAUGGGCCCAGGGCAUCGGGUAGCCAGGCUGUAUGUGUGUUUGUGUGUGUGUGUGUGUGUGUGUGUGUGUGUGUGCUGGGUCACGGCGUGCGGAUUAGGUGUGUGUGAGUGAUUGAGGGUGACAGCGGCGCUAGCAUUAGGGGCCCUGUGGCAGAUUUUGUAGGCCUGUUUUAGACACACUAAGCUGGAUUUACCAGCAGCAGUGUGUCAGCAGUGAUGCAGCCCGCCUGGACCUCCUACGGAACACACACACGAGUACACACACCCGCGCGCAAGCACACACGCGUUGACCCACGUCACCCUUGACCCCACCUAUCUACCUGCAACCGGGCCGAUCGUCCCAUCAUCCCUUUCUCUCGGUAUGUUUCUUCUAUCCGUCCCUUACCGGUAACGGAUAAAAAUGUCUUCCUGCUGUAAUAUUUCUAAUUUCCUUAAGUUUGUCUUCACACUACAGUAAAUAAGCUGAGGACUCUGUGGUGCAUGCAGACUACUGUAGCAUGCACCAAGCAUCACCCGCCUCCACCCCAAAACAAAUAUUAGGGCCCAGUCAGCCGAAAACUUUGCACGGAAUCCGAUUCAUUUUAAGGGAAUAACAGUGGACCGAUUCCUUUAACGGGCAGCAAAGCAAAUCAAAGCGCAGCUUACUUUGGUGAACUUUGAUGUGAAGUUUCACAAUCAAAAGGUCGGAACGUGGUAGAGGCACUGACACAGUAGAGUAUGAGGAAAUCUACUCUUUAAGCUGAUACUGUUUAAUUAAAUACUGAAGUGGCAAAGUAAAAUGGAAGUAAUUUGCGACGAAGCAUGUUGAGAUCGUGGUCGUGUAAAUGUUUGCGUUCGUAAAUGUGCUUUGCUUUUGGUGUAGCGAGCUAGCAAGCUACACAGGCUCUGAUACUAAUAAUCAUAAUUUCGUCCUCUCUCUUCUGUGACUUUUUGGGCCCGUUGAACAAGCAAUGGAUACAACACAUGCAGCUAAAUGUAAGAGUGGGACAGCGUGAAAAGUGUUUGUUCGAUCUCAAAAUCACUUGUUCUGCAUCUGACUGUUGUUAGCUUAUCCCACAGUGAAGUUGCAUACUGGGUGUGCUGCAGUAUAUGUGUGGUCACUUUGUGUGUGUUAACGCAGAGGGUAUGUGAGGCCACUGUGGCCCCGCGUGUCUGCACACACAUGUUACUGGUGCUUGAUCGUUGGCAUGACUUGUACGCACCUUUGUCCGCGUGUCUGUGUGCGUGUGUGUGUGUGCAUGCACCAGUGUGUGUGUGUGAGAUCUCUGUUACAGCCUGUCCAUUGUGAAGGAGAGUGUUGAGCAAGAUCCUGACCCACCGGCGGGUACUAAUCAGACGCAUUCCUCGGGAUUAAACGUCCAAUUAACAAUAAGAGAGCCAUUGUAGCCCCUUCUCCUUGUGCGUCACAGUUAGAAGGUUUUGUGUGUGUGUGUACGUGUCGCAGUGAGCGCGUGGCUCUUAUUUGUGUGUGCGUGGGCAUGUGCUUCUUGUGUGUGCAAGGUGCAUUUUGGCCAUUCAAAAAGCACUCUUUGUGAUAUUUCUGCCAGCGUGUUGCACUGUUCUGGUUUUACAUUAACAUGCACGCUAGCUGCAUGAAAAAAAAUCACGUUUUUUAAAUUUUGUGCAAUUUAAAACAAUCUUAUAAAUACAUAAUAGAGCGAGAGAUGGUGGAUUAUGGGCGCUGCAUGCCAAAUAGUGGCUGCAAGUCACAAGAUGUGCGUGUGUUUGACACAGUGUUCUUAAUGAUGCAUGUUAAUCCAGGGUUUGUUCGGGCACCGGUGGUGAGUCCACCUGGCCUUGUUUACACAGUAAUGCAAACCAAAAAAUUAUUAAUAUUCUAUUAUAUCUAUUUGUGUUUGAGUGCUGCUGUUAAUGUAGUGUGUCUGCCGGUCGUUUGCAUAAAUGUUUGCAUAAAUAGUGUCUUCAAUAACUGUGUGUGUGUGUGUGUGUGUGUGUGUGUGUGUGUGUGUGUGUGUGUGUGU
Anarrhichthys ocellatus (wolf-eel) is the source of this 6332-nucleotide messenger RNA. RefSeq names its product proteasome subunit alpha type-6-like. The record is from RefSeq and is a predicted model, not a curated record. The transcript has 7 exons. Gene Ontology annotation, cellular component: proteasome core complex, alpha-subunit complex; proteasome core complex. Lineage: Eukaryota; Metazoa; Chordata; Actinopteri; Perciformes; Anarhichadidae. The coding region runs from base 199 to 939 and encodes 246 amino acids. Gene Ontology annotation, biological process: ubiquitin-dependent protein catabolic process.